AUGGAGUUUUCUACAUUCGCAUCGCUGUCAUUUCUGCUCGUCACCCUUUCUUCCAUGUGCAACAUGGAGGCUAGGGUUCACCACCAUAAACACAAACACCAAGCUGAUCAUCACUCUUCAGGUUCCAUCUCCUACAUUUCUGCACCCCCGACGCUCUCGCCGGAACCUUCAUCGUCACCGAAUCCGGGCAUUGCCGCUCCUGCUCCUGCUCCUGUCGACGGUGCAUAUCCUGACAGAGUAGUGCUUGAUGUGAGGGGAUUCGGCGCAGUCGGCGACGGACUCACCGAUGACACCAAUGCUUUCAAGAUGGCGUGGGAUGCGGCUUGCCAGAAGAAUGGCUCGGCGGUGAUGAUCCUCGUCCCUAAGGGUUUCACAUUCAUGAUCCAAUCCACCAUCUUCACCGGUCCUUGCCAACCCGGAUUGGUCUUUCAGGUUGACGGGACGAUAAGCCCGCCGGACGGACCGGAGGCGUGGCCGGAGAAGAACAGCCGGAGGCAGUGGCUGGUGUUUUAUAGGGUUAACGACAUGUCACUUGUGGGCGGAGGUGCGUUUGACGGCAGAGGACACAAAUGGUGGGAUCUUCCCUGUAAACCCCACAAGGUUGCAAUAAAUGGGACUAAGCCACAUGGACCAUGCGAUAGUCCAAUCGCUAUAAGAUUCUUCAUGAGCUCCAACUUGAGUGUGGAAAGAAUCCGAGUGAAGGACAGUCCACAGUUCAACUUCAGAUUCGACAACUGCAAGAACGUCCACAUCGAAUCCAUCCACAUCACGGCCCCCGCUCUCAGUCCAAACACCGACGGAAUCCACAUCGAGAACUCCAAUGGCGUCGGAAUAUACAAUUCGGUGAUCUCCAAUGGGGAUGACUGCGUAUCGAUCGGAGCAGGAAGCUACGAUGUCGACAUCCGAAAUGUCACGUGCGGACCUAGUCACGGAAUCAGCAUCGGGAGCCUGGGGAACCACAACUCGAGAGCGUGCGUGUCGAACAUAACGGUCCGCGACUCGAUGAUCAGAGCCUCCGACAACGGGGUAAGGAUCAAGACGUGGCAGGGCGGGUCCGGAGCAGUUUCGGGGAUAACCUUCAGCAACAUCCACAUGGAUACCGUCCGGAACCCGAUCAUCAUCGACCAGUUCUACUGCCUGACCAAGGACUGCGACAACCAGACGUCGGCGGUCCACGUGUCGGACGUCGUCUACGAGAACAUCAAGGGCACGUACGACGUCCGCAGCCCGCCGAUCCACUUCGGGUGCAGCGACACGGUGCCGUGCACCAACCUCACGCUGUCGGACGUGGAGCUGCUGCCGGCGAAGGGCGACGUCGUGGCGGACCCUUUCUGUUGGAAUGCCUAUGGGGACUUGGAGACGCUCACAAUUCCGCCGGUGUCGUGUUUGAUGGAGGGCGCGCCGGCGAGGUCCUCGCCGGCGGCGGAUGUCGUGGAUCGUUGUUUGUAGCUCUCGAGUGGGAUUUUUAGAGGGUCUAAUGGUUGGAAUUAUGGGGGUAAUGUUGUAUUAGUGGAAUUUUCCGAUUGUUGAUUAUCAGACCAUAUCAUAUAAUGGUGGUUGUGAAACUUGUUUUUUUUUUUAGGGUGCUUUGCUACCACCUCUACAUUGUAUAAUGUGUUUGAUCUAUAAGAGGAGUAAUGUGAUUAAAUUAAGGAUAAUUGGUGUUUAUUAUUUGAAGCGGUAUUGCUUUUGUAGCAUGGAAGUAUAGUAGGUGUGCUC
Messenger RNA from Linum tenue, 1719 nucleotides. The record is from the annotation of a GenBank genome assembly. NCBI's taxonomy places the organism in Eukaryota, Viridiplantae, Streptophyta, Magnoliopsida, Malpighiales, Linaceae.